Molecule: messenger RNA, 288 nt
Organism: Triticum turgidum subsp. durum (durum wheat)
Lineage: Eukaryota; Viridiplantae; Streptophyta; Magnoliopsida; Poales; Poaceae
Source: the annotation of a GenBank genome assembly
AUGGCGGCGCUCCGGCUAGCGUUGAGGAGGUUUUGCGACCGUGCGCUCGGGAGAUCAGCGGGCAUUUACGAGCUCAAGGCUGCCAAGGAAUUCCCCGACAUUGAUCCUGGGCAUCUCAAGGCUGCCAGGAAAUUCCCCAAACUUCGUGUCAAGGAUGCCGAUGCUACGGCUCUGAAUGUCUUCAAGAUUCUCCGGGACAGUCCAGUCGAUGGUCAUAAAGAUGUAACCCUUCGUGAAGUGCGCAUGACUCUGAGGACCUUGGCUGAGAUUCAGGAAGAAGAAGAAUGA